This is a messenger RNA of Euleptes europaea (tarantolino), 570 nucleotides long. RefSeq names its product coiled-coil domain containing 32 (gene CCDC32). Gene Ontology annotation, biological process: cilium organization. The record is from RefSeq and is a predicted model, not a curated record. NCBI's taxonomy places the organism in Eukaryota, Metazoa, Chordata, Lepidosauria, Squamata, Sphaerodactylidae. The coding region runs from base 13 to 546 and encodes 177 amino acids. The transcript is spliced from 3 exons.
UUCUCCAUUAUAAUGAUUGAAAGUGUCGACUCGGUAGUCAGUAUCUCCAGCCAGGACCUCUGGGCUGAAAUCUGUUCAUCUCUUCCACAUCCAGACCAGACUGAAGACUCAAGCAAUGCAUUUGCAGAUUCCUUUACAGAUUCUUACUUUCACGUAGAAAGCCAGAACGGAGUAAUGGACACCUCUUUCCAAGCAAACUUGAAGCCCUGGGCACCGCUAAAAGAUUCAGAGGUCUAUUUGGCAUCUUUAGAGAGAAGACUGAUGCGAAUAAAGGGUUUGUCUCAGGAGGUGACUUCAAAGGAUAUGCUGCAUACCCUUGCUCAAGCCAAGAAGGAAUGCUGGGACAGGUUUCUGCAGGAGAAGUCCGAGUCUGACUUUUAUAUGGAAGGGACAGAACCUGAUGAGAGCACUUUGGAACACUUGAAGCGCUGGCUGCAGCCUGAUAAAGUGGCAGUCAGCACUGAGGAAGUACAGUAUCUGAUUCCCCUGGAAGCCCAUAUAGAGAAGUUGGAGAAUGAAGAAGAGUCUAUGUCAGCGGAACAGUGAAACACAUUCCAAUCUUGCCUCAUG